Ambispora leptoticha is the source of this 893-nucleotide messenger RNA. The record is from the annotation of a GenBank genome assembly. NCBI's taxonomy places the organism in Eukaryota, Fungi, Glomeromycota, Glomeromycetes, Archaeosporales, Ambisporaceae.
CCAAAAACACCUAGAAAGCGUCAGUCCAAGGCCGCAAUUCCGGCAAAUGACGCGCUUCCCACAAACUCUCAGAGUAAUGUUGCAGGUCCCAAAAAACGUGGACGUUCUAAAGCCGCCGCUUCAACGACCUUACAAUCGCAGUCCAAUCAACCUUCUGAUCUUUCUCAACUGCAAAAUGAAGUUAUAAAAGAAAUAGAUCGAGACAGCCCGGAAAUCUUAUCUGACGACAAUGAAAUCGAAGAUGCAGCCAUUUUUCUUGGCAAGCCUCCAAACAGGCGAAUUGGAACUAUUCAUCCUGAUUCUUUUUUGCCUCCAGGACGCUUACAAUCACUGGAUUCGUUACAAACAAAGCCAAUCGGGCGACUCUCUUCUAUAAGAACUGUUCCGGAUUAUGAUUUUCAUAUUGUAAAGGAAGAAGAUAAUGUUGAUACAAUCUCUAAUGCUCCAUCUAACGCUGUUACGAUGAGGGGCAACCAAAGAACUACGUUCACACCAAACAGUCCAGUCAGGCGCAAAAAGCCUACUUUACCAUAUAUCGAUGAAUCUUCUUAUGCCAACCUAAAUGAUGCGAAAUCAAAUAUUCCAAACUUACUGGAAAGAGGUCCUCGUCCAAGACGAGACUUAAACAUGGUUGCGUCUGGUCCUUUUGCCUUUGGACCUGCUGAAUCCGAUAUGGGCGGUUACGAUGAUUAUGAGGACUAUGGAGAAAUUGGUAACAUGAAAGUUAUUUCAGAUAAUAAACUGAAAUCAGAAGUCGAGAACGCUCAACAUCUAGCAAAUGGCUUUGAUAAUGAUGACCUAUGGGCACCCAUAGCCGUUUUUGGAGAAAAAGAAGAGGAAUAUCAAGAGAUACUUGAAGACAUUAAAUUAAAAGUUUUACCUGAACUAGAUUU